Aureobasidium musti is the source of this 1665-nucleotide messenger RNA. The record is from the annotation of a GenBank genome assembly. Lineage: Eukaryota; Fungi; Ascomycota; Dothideomycetes; Dothideales; Saccotheciaceae.
AUGAAACUAAAGCUCUCGGCCAAACCGGCCGAUCCCAACGCGCCGCCAUCAGUACCACCAACACCUGCUGCUGCCACUCCCAGCACUGGCGGCGGUUUCAAAUUCAAGAUCAAGAACUCGCAACCACCCACUCCUCAGAACGAGUCUACGCCAUCUCAACCGCCGCGACCACCUNNCAGCCAGUACUUUCAGCCGUUCCGAAGAAAGUUAAGAAACCAAAAGGACCCNACCGACGAUGCCACCAAGAAGCGCUCCGCUCAAGACGACAUUUCUCCUGCUCCCAAACGUCCCACUAUCAACACCCAGGUCCCUCCGAAGAAGCGCUUCUCCCUGAAGCUUAGUGGUAGUGCUGGUGGACAAGAAUCGGCUACUUCGACUCCUACCCGCCUCAAAUUGAACGCAAGAAAACAAAGUGCUGGCCCGAAAUCUAUCUCGAUCGUAUCUCGAAAAUAUGUGCCUAAGCGACCUGUUGGUGUUGGCUACGAUUCAGAAGCGAGUGAUGCAGAAGAUGAUCCAGCUAUUGAGCAGCAAUGGGUUUUGCGCAUGGAGCCAGGACCUGACUGCGAUUACUUGCGUGAGGCCAUCACCAACAAGACGCUGGGCGAGAAGCCAGAAAGUGGAGGAGCUUAUGUUAAUGUCAAGUUUUUGGACAAGGAUCUGCGCCGCGCCAUCGUCACUGUGAACAAGACCAACUAUGCUGCAGUCAUGGUCGAUCUACCAUGUAUCAUUGAAGGAAUGAAGAGUUGGGACAAACGUGGAUGGUGGAAGGUCGCCGAUAUUUGCCAGAUGCUGCUUGUCUUGGGUCCGACAGAGGGUGAGACAACAGCCAAGUACGCUNNCCCCCUGCCGCGCGAAGUCGAUAAAAACACAUUUGCAUAUGCACACGGCUUGACACCGCCAAUGCACUGGGUGCGCAAGAGGCGCUUCAGGCAAAGAGCUAGCUACAAGUCUGUUGAACAUGUGGAUGAUGAGGUGGAGCGUCUGAUCAAGGCCGACGAAUUGGUUGAGAAGUCAGGAGGCACUGUCAAGUACGACAUCGUUGACAAUGACGCCCUUGAUCAGCAAGCACAAGGAGACCAGGAUAUGGACGACUACGACGACGAAGAACCCGCCGAUUAUAGAACGACGACUGAGGACGCAUAUGGUCAAGCCUACACUACAGAGCCCCUGCAAGAGGAAGAAGACGACGAAGAUCUGGAAGGCAUGCUGGGUGCUGCUCUAUUCGAUGAAGACAUGGCGGAUGCACCUGCACUACCACCCGCCGAUGCGGCCGCCGAAAUGAGCGCUGUACAAACCGCCAUGGCUGAAGCCGAACCGGAAACCGAAGCACCGACGCCAGCAGCAUCAGCUGAAACUCCUGCACCAGCUCAAGAAGCAUCAAGCGAUGAGGAUGAUGAUUCUGAAGAGUCCGAUGAGGAUGAUGACGAAGGACCAGACACUAUCGAUGAAGAGAUGGUAGCAGAACAAGCCGUACAAGCUCAAGUACGCGAGGAGAUUGAGGACCUGGAGAAGGAGGUUGCGAAUGCGCGCGUUAAUGUCGAGCGCUCCAUGAACCCCAUGCUCAGGCAGCGCAACAUCAACAAGCUGCAAAGUCUCGAGAGCGAACUCGCCAUGAAGCGCAGAAACUUUGGCAUGGAGGUUGACGACGAAGACAAUGAGGAGUGA